This is a messenger RNA of Symbiodinium sp. CCMP2456, 1707 nucleotides long. The record is from the annotation of a GenBank genome assembly. NCBI's taxonomy places the organism in Eukaryota, Dinophyceae, Suessiales, Symbiodiniaceae.
GCCAAGAAGAAGCGAGUGCACUACCUGGUAAAGGAUAGGUGUACGGGUUUCAAGUGUCUCAACUGUGGUGAUGGUGGAAGCAUCGAACACUUGAAGUCCUAUCGGUGUGAUGCACUCGAAGCUGAAAGUGAUGCCACUUACAUUGCCAGUCGCAAGCUUGCUGAGACACUGCGAGCAGAGGAGGAGGCUACUGCAGGCUCAGGAGAUUCGGAUGUGGAGGCUGAGCUCCUACGGGAACAGCUAGCUUUGGAAGAGCUGCUACUCCAGGCCGAAGAGGGAGAGCUACAGAGGUUGUUAGCCGAGGAUGAAGCAGCUCUACUAGAAGCAAAGAUUCUGUCUUUGGAACCGGAAGCAAAAGCUCCGAACAGCCUGAAGCGAGAGCGGGACCUAGCCGAUCUGACUGCUGAGGAGGAAGCCGAUCUACGCGAAGCCAAGAACAGCCCGAAGCAAGAGCGGGACAUAGCCGAUCUGAUACGCGAGGAGGAAGCUGAGCUAGCCGAAGUAAAAGCUAGGAACAUGAGAGCAAGAGCCCAGGCCCAGGCCACCCCGCAGCACCACAAGAAGAUCUUGAAAAUUCCGCAUAUCACUACAAAGAGGACCCUGGAAGAUCCCAAUGCCAAAGCCAUGACCAAGAAGCCUCGUGUUGAAGUGCAGUCGCAGUCCCAGCGGAUUGCUGAUGCCAACAAACAUGUGGAAAAUGUCAUUGUAUGUCCAGACAACCUCGAGACCCAGCCCUUGGAGUUCCACAUGGGUGGCCUCGACGUGGCUGCCGAUGCCAAGCUCGACGAUGAUGCCCAGGACGGCCACCUUGGCACAGAAUCUGUGGCAGAGGUAAGCGUCGCUGCUGAGGGCAGCGAGCAUGAGAGUGAAGAAGGGAGGGAGAGCCACCACACGUUGCACUACGAAGAGUCAGCAAAGGAGGUGCUGCCCGAGUGCCCCGAUGCCGAGCCCUUCAAGGCAUUGUCUCCGGCAGAGCAGGUUCAGCAGUCUGGGGGAAAAUUGAAAAAGAAGAAAAACAAGAAGGCAGCUGGGCUACAGGAUGAGGAGAUUGAUGAGGAAGGAUCGGCGCCCCGACGUGGGGGGCGAGGGGGUCGUGGUGGUCGUGGUGCCACCGCAAGGGGUAGGGGGCGGGGCCGAGGACGCAAGCAAAACGAGGAGCCUGUGGAGCCAAAGGAAGCCAGCCCAGUCGCGACAGAGCCGGAGGAGAGCGAAGCCGAAUCGGCCGAGGUAGAGGAUGUUGAGCCUGAGGAGCAGCACUCUAAGAGAAAGCGAGAUGAUGCCGGCAAGCCCACAGCAACGACCCAGGCCAAAACCAAGGCCGCAGCAAACGCCACAGCAAAAACCGCAGCAAAAGCCAAAGCAAAAACCGCAGCAAAAGCCAAAGCAAAAACCGCGCCAGAAGCCAAGGCAAAACCCGCAGCAAAAGCCAAAGCAAAGACCAAAGCCACAGGACCAGCAGCCAACCCGAAGGCAGCAGCAGCCAAGGAUGGGGGCACCAAAGCUAAGACAUCGGGCAAGGGAUUGGAUGCAGAGCAGAAGGCCCUCAAAUCACGGAAGUCAGUGGCCUAUCACAAGGCGAUGACACAGGCUAGAAACGAGGGCAAGGCGCUUGAUGUUUGCAAGAAAGAAGCACAAGCCGUAUCUCGUUUUAUACUUGCAUGGCAACUGCAAUGUGGCAUUGAUGUGCAUGUCCUGUGUUAUUUGUGA